AUGUUUAAAAAACAAUCACUUGAAAAGCUAAAUAUACCAUUUGAAACAUCGAAGCAAGCCAGCAUUGCUGCCCAAGUUUUGAAGCCUGAUCCGCAAUUGAGACCCGAAGAAUUCAAAGUGGAUUACAGUUCUCAAGGUUCGGACUUGGUCGUGAACUUCCAAAGCGUCGAUGACAGAGUCUUGCGUGUUGGUGUCAGCAAUGUCAUUGAUAGCAUUAAAACAAUCAUUGAGACCAUUGAUGAACUACAAGAUUUCUAA
Tetrapisispora phaffii CBS 4417 is the source of this 258-nucleotide messenger RNA. It is a transcript of the gene PCC1, whose product is annotated as chromatin DNA-binding EKC/KEOPS complex subunit PCC1. The record is from RefSeq and is a predicted model, not a curated record. NCBI's taxonomy places the organism in Eukaryota, Fungi, Ascomycota, Saccharomycetes, Saccharomycetales, Saccharomycetaceae. Bases 1 to 258 code for a protein of 85 amino acids. Gene Ontology annotation, cellular component: EKC/KEOPS complex. The transcript has 2 exons.